AUGCUUACCGUCAUCAUUACCCUCCUGGCCGGUGCGCUGCUUCUCGCUGCGUGGAUCGCAUCAAACGUGCUGCAACAACUCAACAAGGAGAGUGCAUUCAGCGGGCCCGCCGCCUCCUUUGAGAACCCCAUCAACCUCGACAAGGUACCCACUUCAUCGCUCUUUGAUGAAGCCACCAAGGCCCUGAGCAUCGUCAUUCCCGCGUAUAAUGAGGAGUUCCGGCUGGGGUCAACGCUCGACGAGACCUUCAGCUACCUGCAGCGGCGCCGGGAUCAAAGGGGGCCCUAUUUCACCUACGAGGUCAUUGUGGUCGACGACGGAAGCCAGGAUGCCACUGUGGGGUGUGCGGCCAAGUUCACCCGCAAGCAUGGCGUGGAUGCGCUGCGCACGCUGCGCCUCCCCCAGAAUCGCGGCAAGGGCUACGCCGUCCGGGCAGGAGUGCUGGUCGCGAGAGGGCAAAACAUCCUGCUCAUGGAUGCUGAUGGGGCGACACGCGUGUCUGACCUGGAGCGUCUAGAAAGCGCGGCACAGGACGUCAUGCAGCAAGGUAAGGAGAGCCUGGAGCCGAGCGGGGGCAGUCCUCCCCACCAGGCGUUUGUCCUUGGCUCAAGGGCCUACCUCGAGGAGUCGAGUAAGGCCAAGCGUACGGCGCUGCGCACUUUCCUCAUGCACGGAUUCCACUUCCUGGUGGCUCUGGUGGUGGGAAGGAGCAUCCAGGACACCCAGUGUGGCUUCAAGCUGUUUACCCGGGAUGCCGCAAGGCGCAUCUUCCCCAACCAGCGGCUGCAGCGCUGGUGCUUUGACGUGGAGCUGGUCCACCUGGCCCAGAGUCUCAACGCAAGUGGAUGCACGAUUGGACUGGCAGGGGCCAGAGUUUUAUGUAUACCCAUGGCCGAGGUGCAGGUGACAUGGACGGAGAUUCCAGGGUCAAAGCUGCGAGUCACAUCUGUCAUCUCCAUGGCCCUGGAGCUGGUGCUCGUCAAGGUCGGGUAUGGCACGGGAGCAUGGCCUCUGCAUGGCCACCUGGACCUCCAGCGCUAG
Auxenochlorella protothecoides is the source of this 1041-nucleotide messenger RNA. Its product is annotated as Dolichyl-phosphate beta-glucosyltransferase. Bases 1 to 1041 code for a protein of 346 amino acids. The transcript is spliced from 11 exons. Gene Ontology annotation, cellular component: endoplasmic reticulum membrane. Lineage: Eukaryota; Viridiplantae; Chlorophyta; Trebouxiophyceae; Chlorellales; Chlorellaceae. The record is from RefSeq and is a predicted model, not a curated record.